AUGGUACGGGGUGCAUCAACUGGAAAGCGAGAUUUGGCAUUGGAUCAUUUAAAAAAGGGAAUUUCCCAACAUAAUAUAGCUGAAAUGAUAAAUCUACGCUCUUCAACAGUUCAGCACAUAAUUGAACACUUUUUAUAUAAAAAUUGUGUAGAAAAUAUGAGUCAAAAAGCUCCCAAUCAAAUUUUUAAAGUAAAAGAAUCAAGAUGGUUAAUAAACCAAGUUCGAAAAAUACAACAACAAGCGCUCCAAAGUUGGAAAAAUACACGUAAACUGUGGACCACAAAGGAAAUGAAGUGUUUUCUAGAGUGCUACUUGGCACGAAAGGAAGAGUUUAUGGAAACCAGAAAAAAAAGACUUGGAUAUCAACAUGUACUUGAGGACAUGAUAGCACAUGGAAUUGCAGAUGACUUUACUCCAGUCUGCUUAGAAAGAAAAAUGCGCACACUUCUAAGUGCAUUUAAAGCAGCCAAAGAUAACAACAGACGGACUGGUGCAUCGCCAUGCUUACCACCCUACUUGGAGAUGAUGAACGAAAUAUUUGGUGAUAAACCAAUUAUUUCAAAUAAUCACACUGCGACGUUAGGGUUUGACAGCUAUGUUGAAGACAUAGAGGUGCUGGAAGAGUUGGAAAUAAACAUUGUGCAAACGCACGCUGAGCUAUCGCCAACGCAAGAAUCACCAACGGAAGAAUCGCCAACGCAGGAAUCUCCAACGCAGGAAUCGCCGACGCAACAAUCAUCAACGCAGGAAUUGCAAAUGCUGGAAUUGCCACAACCUUCAAAAUUUAACCGCAAAAGAAAAUCUGUGCGUCAAGAAUAUUAUGAUAACAAAUUAUUUGUUAAGAAAAGAAUAGAGGAAGAGAAAUUAAAAUUUUUUAAAGAAACUAUAAAAUAA
This is a messenger RNA of Teleopsis dalmanni, 894 nucleotides long. RefSeq lists its product as uncharacterized. The transcript has 4 exons. The coding region runs from base 1 to 894 and encodes 297 amino acids. Lineage: Eukaryota; Metazoa; Arthropoda; Insecta; Diptera; Diopsidae. The record is from RefSeq and is a predicted model, not a curated record.